Molecule: messenger RNA, 2644 nt
Organism: Hypanus sabinus (Atlantic stingray)
Lineage: Eukaryota; Metazoa; Chordata; Chondrichthyes; Myliobatiformes; Dasyatidae
Product: inhibin beta B chain-like
Exons: 2
Coding region: 586-1758 (390 amino acids)
Biological process (GO): BMP signaling pathway; SMAD protein signal transduction
Cellular component (GO): extracellular region
Molecular function (GO): cytokine activity; growth factor activity
Source: RefSeq, a predicted model, not a curated record
AUUGCGCUUUCAGGGAAUAAACGCAGCGCCACUGUCAGUGCCCUGAACUAAUACGGGAGCCUGAGGAAGACCAACAUUCAUUGCCAAUGCGGGAUUAUUGCUCUAAAGUCAAGAGAACUGCCCUGGCGAGCCACGGUUGUUUUUUUUCUCUCUAUCUUUUUUUCCAGUUGGAUCUCUCUCCAUACAUAUAUUUUUGAUCAGUACUGCAAAGUUGGUACUUUCAGGUCAAUCACUUUUUAUUGGCUUUUAAACCGUCCAGAUUAACUUCAAGCAACGCCGUCCAGAAAUGAAAUAAAGAUUAGUCCAUUGAGGGUGGAUGCUACUUUUUCUCUGUAUCCCGGCGGCCCUCUAGUUCCCUUAAACAAAAGUAAUCUAUCGCACGGGAGCGGAUGCGAUCUGGAAUCAUCUCGAGUAGAAAGCAGACCCAUUUCUGAUUAUAUAAUGCUUAUUGAGACUUAUCCAGCGAACCCUGGCAAUCUUUGCACUAACACCAGAUCACUCUUAAGCCAUAUUUGAUAGUGAUUUUGGGGAGCGGGUCUGCGCUCUUGCCCCGUCUCCGGUGAGCAGCCUGCAGCCGAUAGGAAGAUGAGGCUUUUUUGCCUGAGCGGUGCCUGUCUGCUGGUGAGCCUGGUGUCUGCCGGUUCUACUCCGUCCCCCGCAGCAGGAACCUCGGGCCCCUUCACAGCCAGCUCCUGCACAACGUGCGGCAUCGGGCAGCCCGAGGAGCUCCGCAAGACGGACACGGUCUUCUUGGAAGCCGUCAAGCGGCAUAUCUUAAACCGGCUGCAGAUGAAAGAGAGGCCGAACAUCACGCACCCUGUCCCCAAAGCCGCAAUGAUCACGGCUCUGAGGAAGUUACAUGCUGGGAAAUUGAAAGAGGACGGCAGACUGGAGAUCCCGAACCUGGACGGCCAUGCGACCUCUGUCUCCAGGAAGGAUCUACUGGAACAAACCUCAGAGAUCAUCAGCUUUGCUGAAACAGAUGAGCUGGCUUCAUCCAAAUCACGCCUGUACUUUAUGAUCUCAAGCGAGGGGAACCAGAAUCUCUUUGUCCAGCAAGCCAAUUUGUGGCUCUACUUCAAGCUGCUCCCGUCUAAGACUGUAAAGGGCACCAGGCGCAAAGUGAGAGUGAAGAUCUAUCUCCAAGAAGCUGGGAGCUCCAACAAGAGGGCGUCGGUUGAAAAGAGGGUGGACCUCAAGCGAAGCAGCUGGCACACUUUCCCCUUGACCGAGCACAUCCAGGCGCAGUUCCAGAAGGGAGAGAGGAGGCAUGACCUGGAAGUCCACUGCGAGGGCUGCGAGAGCUUGGCGGUGACUCCCACCUUGGUGGACAGCACCGACGAAUCCCACCGACCCUUCCUGGUGGUCCAGGCUCGCACUCUGGACUCCAAGCACCGAAUCCGCAAGCGAGGGCUGGAGUGCGAUGGUCGGACCGACCUGUGCUGCAGACAACAGUUUUACAUCGAUUUCCGACUCAUCGGCUGGAACGACUGGAUCAUCGCUCCUACGGGUUACUACGGCAACUACUGCGAGGGGAGCUGUCCGGCGUACAUGGCCGGGGCGCCGGGUUCCGCCUCGUCCUUCCACACGGCUGUGGUGAACCAGUACAGAAUGCGAGGCAUGAACCCCGGCUCCAUGAACUCCUGCUGUAUCCCCACCAAACUCAGCACCAUGUCCAUGCUCUACUUCGACGACGAGUAUAAUAUCGUGAAGAGGGACGUGCCCAACAUGAUCGUGGAGGAGUGCGGCUGUGCAUGAGAGAGGCUCCAAGGGCGCAAGUUUUCAAAGAGAAAUCUGUCUUUUUAUUUCCCCUCAGAGAGUGGGUUCGUUGUCGCGCCACUGUCACCCAGCUGAAUUUACCAGGUCGCCGACUUAAUUAAACCACCCAGAUUUUGUAAUUUUGGGGUCGACUGUGAUUCCAAAGGUCCCCGCUUGACUUGCAGCCAUUACAGAUGAAGGUGAAAGGCUGCACGUUGUGUGCGCGGCUCGCUUCGACGGUACCCCGCAGAGUGAAGUCAUUCCUUUUUUGUCGACUUGGUGCGGAGCGGAGGCUGAUGGCGACUCCCUGCAAGUAGCAAAACACACAUUAGUGAUGUAUUUAAGUGGGGCUAGAGACGCCGUUAAAGCGGAGGUUUAUUCACAGGCAUUCCGCUUCCCUGAAUCAAAACAAAAAUAAUCGAACGUUUAAUUAUUUAUACCGCAAAAGAAAACUUCUGUGUUACAUUAUGACAAGGCUGGGUGUGCAUAAUCGGAGUGUUCUGCCGGUGGAUUACUCCUCAAUUUGAUUCGGAGAGAGAGUGGGGAUUGAGAUACCUCUCUGGAGAAACCUGCAAUACACAUCUUUGUUUUUCAGCGAAUGAACUAUAAUCCCACCUCCUCCUACUCUCAAUAACGUCUGCUCCGUGUGUUGCUACACUGCAGGCAUGUGGGAACACUGGGGUCUCUGUUCUCUAAUCUGACUGUGCCUGCAAUCGGGACGGGCGAGUCUCAAUAGAAACUUUCUGGCGAUGAUUUCACAAGUUUUCACCAACUCAAAGGAAAACAUCGAUUCGACCAAUUUUAAUGCAAUCGUACUUCAGUUGUGCAUUGGAACACAUAUUUUGUCCUUCCCUUUUAUCUUCCUUCUACUGCUCACCUGUCUCUC